Molecule: messenger RNA, 826 nt
Organism: Lactuca sativa (garden lettuce)
Lineage: Eukaryota; Viridiplantae; Streptophyta; Magnoliopsida; Asterales; Asteraceae
Product: protein GL2-INTERACTING REPRESSOR 1
Source: RefSeq, a predicted model, not a curated record
CUCAAUUUACAACUAUCUCCUCUUCUACCACACCUUCUUCAAUUCUCUUCCUCCUCAAUCUCUCUCUCUACACCAUUAAAUUAAGCUUUAAAGCAAACCAUCUAUCUCUCAAUUCUUGUUUACAUAUAAAUAUAUGUAUAAAUGGCCUUGGAGCCUCUAAACCAACAAACCCAUCUCACUAGCGGUGGUGCUUUUCCUGAUCACCGCCUUAAUCUCCCUCUUUUGUUCUUCAGCAGGAGUUGCCAAUCUCAAGUUGACUUAAAUCAUCAAAAUCUUGGAAUUAACACAGAUUGAUUUCGGAGAAGAUGAGUGGAAGAAACGGAAGAGGUGGUGGUAGGAAUCUCGACUUGAAGCUGAAUUUGUCGCCACCAAUAGCUCACCGGCGUACGGAAGAAUCACCUAGCAGAUCAGCUACAAUUUCACCGACAACUUCCUGUGUGUCAUCGGAGAACAUCCAAGAUGAGACGGAGCUCCGGUACUCAAGUAGCCCGGAGGCCACAUCGAUGAUGCUUGUUGGAUGUCCACGGUGCCUCAUGUACGUUAUGCUUGCUGAGGACUACCCUAAAUGCCCUAAAUGCAAGAGCACCGUGUUGCUUGAUGUCGUCCAUGAUAGCUCCACCAAGAAAACAAGAAAGUCUUGAAUGAAGAUUGAAGAUGCAUGGUGAAAAAGCUUUUAUAACUUAGCACUAGUAUUAUUAGGGUUUUCUUUUUGUUUUUUGUUAUUUGUUUUUUUGUUAUUUUAAUUUUUUUUUACUUUCAUGAAUUAUGUUAUUUAACCGUGUCCCAUGAAUGGAGUUUGAAUGACAAUACCCAUUUUACCCUUCUA